GCUGAUGCAAAAGCACUGUAACUCUCCUUGGCUUUUGAGUAUUGACAGUGACAUGACAAUAAAACUUGUGGUCCACUCUGGAAAUUGUAAUCAUUCACCAGUAGAAAUCAAACAAUAGACAAAUAUAUCAGUGAUUCUGUCACAUGGCAGCAAAGCACAUCGAAUUACUGUUUAGUCCUAUAAAAGCCAUAUAACGUUACUAACUCAAAAUAUAGUGUGUUUGUGCGGGUUGGUGAAAGAACUUUGAAGAAAAACAUUAAUUGUUCAUAUCUUAAUGAGUAUAUAAACUAUGGGAACCCUCCAAGUGUACGUCCAAUACAUAAAAAGUACUUAUGUCUCUGGUCCAAUCAGAAUACACCUGUGUUGGUGAGUGAGCAAAGCAAGGCAUGUGGACAUGUGUAUAGCGAGAUUUCCUAAUUUACCAACCGUGAAGUCUGUCCACUUUUGGAAAAACCCUUACUACUAUUACGCUUUCCCUCAAACCUACUGGUUUUGGCAGAGGGUUAACAUAAUUUAUACACAUUUUCGUGUCUGCUAAAUCAUUUACCCUACCAAGUGGAGUGAAGAAUUCAUCUCAAAACCGCCCAAAUCAGCAGGAACGCAUUUGCUGGCGGACCUGAAAUGAAGCCACAGCCAUUGAAUAUGCCACAUCUGGAUAUCUGGAAUUGAUAGAUGAACCUAACUCAGGAAGACUCCACCAUGUGGUCCCUGGAGGGACUCCCAUCUCCAGGUUCAAAUGUAACCGUACUGAUGACCCGAGUGAACUCAAAUCCACUCUGUGUUAUGGUGGAGUUUUGGGGGAAUUUUAGCAAGGAGAGAAGGCUUUUAUAUGAGCAGAUGCGAAAAGAGAUUCAGUGUUGUGGAGAGAGAUUUCAGGAGGCAGAAGGGAGCCCAGGAGACCUGUGCUUGGUUCAGAUAUGUGAAAAAUGGUACAGGGCACGUGUUGUUUCAUGUCUAUCCUCCAAUUACAGUGUGUUUCUUUUUGAUGAGGGGAAGACAUUGAAUGUCAAGACUAACACGUUGGCCUGGGGCAAGAGAGAGCAUUUCCUUCUACCUCCGGAGGUGGAGUUAUGUGUUCUUGCCAAUGUUUUACCAUUGUCUCCUGAUAACAAAUGGUCUCCCAUGGCCUUGGAAUACCUGAGAUCUCUUUGUGGUAAGGUGGUGACUGCGUGUGUUCAGGAAGUCUUUGUGUCUCAGCGGGCAUUUCUCCUUGAUAUCCCAUGUCUUUCGCGUCAGAUUUUGGAAAUGGGUUUUGCCAAAAAGCUUGAACCAGAGAGGUUCAGAGAGUUUGUUGUUCAUACUUUGCAGCCCUCAGGCAGUGGCUCGACCACAAAGCUUUCAGUCAAUCAGUCCAUGAGUGACAAAUCUACAGAUGUCCGGCACCUGGAGACUCAACUGAACUACAUGUACCCAGAGCUGCAACCUGAAAUGGUGGAGACAGUUGUUGUGACGGAGGUCACAAAUCCCUCACGUAUAUUUUGUCAGCUGAAAGUUUUCUCACAGGAGCUAAUGAAAUUGACAGAGCAGAUCACCAAGCAUUACGAGGGAAGAGUUGGAAUGUGUCCACCGCCUCAAACAUUGGGGUCUCCAUGUGCAGCUAGAGGACCAGAUGGCAAAUGGUAUCGAGCAGUCUUGCAGCAAGUCAUGACGUCUAGCAAUGUGGCAGAGGUGUUACAAGUGGAUUAUGGAAAGAAACACUUCACUCAAAUUGACAGCAUAAGACAUCUGGCUGCAGAAUUCUUCAGAAUGCCUGUUGUGACCUAUGUGUGCUCGCUCCAUGGUGUUAUUGACAAAGGUGUUGGAUGGACUGCUUCUCAGAUUGAGUAUCUGAAGUCCCUGUUGUUAAAAAAGACAUUGAUUGCUAAAUUUGAGUAUCAAAGUCUCUCAGAGGGUGUUCAUUAUGUGACUCUUAUUGGGGCUGGAAGCAGGAACCUCAACAAAGACUUUGGCACACAUGCUGAAUGUCUCAUAGAAUCAGAGAAGAUCCUUGAAGACUUUAGCAUUAACAAGAACACAACUCAGAGGUUGUGUCCACCCAGCCUUGGUGAGGAAAUGAAAAGCAAGUCAAAUAUGCCCAAAGAGAGCCUUCCAGUAAACACGACACACAAGGCUGUAGUGCAGUAUGUUGAAAGUCCAUCUGAAUUUUGGGUUCAGACUCAGAAGUAUGCAGAUGAAUUUGACCAGAUGAUGAAUGACCUGACAGAGUUGUACUAUGAUCCAGCAUCUGCAGAAGGACUAAUACGAAAUCCAACAAUUGGUCUGUUCUGUGCUGCAUCGUCUAAAGAUGGUUCUUACUACAGAGGUAAUGUUCGUGAAAUAGACGGCAAGCAGUUGUUGGUGUAUUUUGUUGAUUAUGGAAACACAGAGAUUGUGGACAGUCUAAGCCUCCGUCAUUUGCCUUCCAAAUACCAAAGGUUGCCACCUCUUGCAUUGAAAUGUGCUCUAGUUGGGAUCAAACCGGUCUGUGACGGUUGGAGUGUAAAGGCACUGAAUUUUUUCUCAAACUUUGUCAUGGACAAAGUUCUUGACCUUCAUGUUGCUGGCAAAAUGGAUGACAAACAUGUUGUUCAGUUGUCUGAUCCAGCAGUAGAUGGUGAGAAGGACCUGUGCCACCUCAUGUGCAGUGCUGGGUUGGCAAGGAAGGGAGAGGCCAUUACCAAGCCUGUUUUCAGACCACAGACCUUACUUCAAGAUCCACAGGUAAAAAUCAUUGAGACCAAGAGUGAGGCAUUGUCAGGCAGUGGGGCAGCAGUGCCCAAAGCAUCCAGAUCUGCUUUCAAAGAGUACUUGUUUUCAAUUGGAAGCUCAGUGGAGGUUAAUGUGUCCCAUAUUGACAGCCCAAAUGACUUUUGGUGCCAGAUUGCCAGAAAUAUAGGGUACUUGAAGUUGCUUAUGCAAGAUAUUCAGUGUCACUAUGCAGACAGUGAAUACGAGGAACUCACUGAAGCUGCCUGUGUAGCUCGUCAUCCUGAAAAUGGAAUGUGGUACAGAGCUUUGGUCAUUUACAAACACCAGACCCCUCAUGUUGAUGUACUUUUCAUUGAUUAUGGACAAACCAGGAAAGUUCCUCUGCAGGAACUCCGUCCUAUCGGACCGUCCUUUCUGAAACUGAAUGGUCAAGCCUUUCGAUGCAGCUUGUACAACCUCAUUCAUCCUCUAUCUCACAACUCUCAUGAAUGGGACUCUAAUGCCACACAUCUGUUCCAAGAGUUUGUAGAUUGUGCAGCACCCAUGAACAUUACACUGAAGUGUACCAUAUAUGCUGUAAUGUACGACAUGCAGAAAGUGGUUUUCAAUGUGGUGGACUUGGAAACCCCAUUCCAGAGUGUGUGCAGUCUUCUAGUUCAGAACGGGUUGGCUCUAAGUGCUCCUCCAAAGAAGGCUCCUGUCCCACCAUUUCGUUUAGACACCUAUUACUACUCAACGCACAAUCUCAAAAUGGGGUCUGAAGAAGAGCUAAUAGUGACCACAGUGAAAAGUGUGAAUCAGUUCUACUGCCAGCUUGGUAGGAACUCUGAGGUGAUAAAAGAGCUAGCUGACAAAGUCCACUUCCUUUGCCACCAGCUGGAGGCUGUUCAGUGUCCAAAGACAUUUGGAACUGUCUGCUUUGCAAAAUACACAGAUGGGGAAUGGUACAGAGGGCAAAUAAAAUCUACCAGCCCAUCUAUUGUGGUAAGCUUUGUGGAUUAUGGGGACACCCUAGAAGUGGAGAAGUCAGAUUUGCUUCCAAUCCCCAUUGAAGCUGGUGAGAUCAUGUCUGUGCCUGUUCAAGCUAUUGAAUGUGGGCUUUCUGAUAUCUCUGCAGAUGUCCCAAGAGAUGUAAACACCUGGUUUGAAAGGUAUGUGAUUGACCACUUCCUGAAAGCAGUCAUUGUGGCAAAGGAACCAAAUGGGAAGCUAUUGGUGGAGCUGUAUGAUGGAAAAUCUCAAGUUAAUUCCAUGCUUAAAGAGAAGUUUGCUGCUGAGAUGCAGAAAAUAAGACGGGAUGCUGCCUUGGAGCAUGACACCAGGAUUUCCCAGAACUUUGUGGGAGGAGAUAUGGCCAGGUUUGAGUCAAACGCACAAGCCAAUGAUUACCGGCAGAGGAGACAGGGCCCUUUCUACAGAGAUGGGGAUGUGAGAAAAGUAUUUAAGCCCGACUCAAAUUCUCAAGUACAUGAAGUCUGGCAAAAGCAACACAGCCCCACACACAUCCCAUUCAACAGAGGAGAUGCAGGGAGAAAUUCAACCAAGUUUGAGUCAAAAGCACCAGUCAGCAACACAGAAAUAUCAUUUGAUCGAGGUGACGGGCAAAAUCUGGGUAACCUUUAUUCAAGACCAAAGGCAGAUGUCCCGCGAAAGCAAGACGAUCCAACACCAAGCUCACUUGGCUCAGGACAUGGGGGGAAACAAAUCACAAUGGAACCAGGAAGAGCAUCUUUCAGUGAUGUGUCAGUGUCAGCAGAGUUCAGAGUAAGGUCAAGCAAACCUGCAAAAGACGGUAUCCCUGAAGCAUGUCCUACACGACCUAUUGAGGCUUCCAUUGUCUCCUCAUGUGAACAGGUAAUUCCAAAACUGUCAGAUCUCCCACCAAAGUCCAUCAUGCCUAAAAUGGAUUUGGAAGUCUUUGUGUCACACUGCAACAGUCCUUCAAGUUUCUUUGUACAGCUUGUCUUGGAUGAAGAUGACAUUUUUUCCAUGGUGGAAAAGCUGAAUAAUGGAAAAGAUCCUACACCCCUCUGUGUGAAAGACAUCCGAGAAGGGGAUUUGGUUAAUGCAGAGUUCCCAGAGGACCAAUCCUGGUACCGUGCUGUCAUAAAAACACAAAUUGGGAGUGACUCUUUUGACGUAGAGUUUAUUGACUUUGGAAACACUGCAACAGUGUCAUCUUCAAAAAUCUGCAGACUUGCCCAGUCGCACUUGGGUCAUCCCAGGCUUAGCAUUCAUUGCUUCCUGAGUGAGCCCAUGACCGUAGGCAGUGAAAGGUAUUCAGAUGACUUCAGCAAUGAGAUAGAUGGGAUUGAUGGAGUUAUAAAUUGUACGUUUAUUCAAGAAAAAGAAACCAGGUGGGAAGUGAUCCUAGUGGCAAAUGGCAAGAGACUUGGAUAUGGCAUACACACAAGAGACUCAACUGCAACAUCUGAUUUGCCAACAGGCAAGGACUUAAGUCCAAAUCAAGACAAUUCAUUGUCUGAGGGUGCCACUCAAGCUUUGGAAGAAGUUGUAGUUUUGUACAAGAAAGCUGUUUUAUCUGAAGGACAAACUCUAGAUGUGUUUGCCUCCUCCAUCAGCGGGCCUGAGUACUUCUGGUGUCAGUACUCAAAAGCAGACAUGCUCCAGGAGAUUUCUGAUCUUGCUCAACAUGUGGGAAAUGCUCCUGAACUCAAAUCUGUUAACACAGGGUCACUUCAUGUUGGGAACGCCUGCUUGGCUCUCUUCGCUGAUGAUGAACUAUGGUAUCGAGCUGAAAUCCUGUCAAAAGAGGGAGACUCUCUCUCCGUUCUCUUUGUAGACUAUGGUAAUGAAUCACAUGUCGAUGUUGGCAAAGUGAGAGCCGUCCCUCUGCAGCUACAAGAUAUUCCCCCUCAAGCCUUUCUGUGUCAGCUGGAUGGUUUUGACCUCUCUCCGGGUUCCUGGAAAGAAGGUGCUGCCGACCAAUUUUUUGAGCUGUUAAAUGAUAAACUCCUGAAAGUGACAGUUGAAAAACCUACACAGUUGGAGGAUGGAAGGACAUCGUACAUAGUCAGGGUCGAAUUUGAGGACCAAAUCAUCAGUGACAUGAUGAAAGGGUGCUGGUGUUCAUCCUCUGGCAGUGGUGAGUCUCCUGAAACCACAGAGGAAUCCGCAUUAACUGAGCCAGCAGCUCCUUUCCAGUCUAUCCUUUGUGCCUCUGACUUGGAGUCUGUUGAACCAUCUGACCAUGAAAAACUGACUUGUGAUAUGGAACAUUUGCCACAGGAGGUUUUUGAUUGCCCAGUUGCUGAACUACAAGCUCAAAGUAAUCUACAGGAAUUCUCAGAGACACUAGAUGAUGAGUACGCCAUCCCUGUGUUGCCUAUUGCUGAAAAUCUCGAUGUACACCUAGAAGAGGAAGCCCAUGAAAAAGAUCCGGUGACUGCUGCAUCUUCCUGGAUCUUCCAAAAGGAAUCAGUCAUGCCUGUGACAGAAUCUGCUGAACAACUUCUGAAAGAUGUUGUCCAAAAACUCAUUAGCGAUGCUUUGGUGAUAAGUUCAGCUCAAGCCUUUGACAAAAAUGAUCUGGAUGAAUUUGCCAGCAGCACUGUAUUCAUCUUGGAGGAGGAUUUAAGUGAAAGUACUCCUGUACUCUGUAUUGAUGAAAGCUAUGAGAUGUCUUCAACCUCACAUGAUCUGGGAGUAAAUGGGGAUGAGGACAGUCAGGCAUGUGAAGAUGUACUCGCAAAGUCUGCAGAGACAACUGGAGCAAAUCCUGAAACUGGAGAGGAUGCUCUUGAGGAGGAAAGCGCCAAUGAAGUUAUUGAGUCCAAUUUUGGCAAACUGAGAAGAGCUGCUGGAAAUGCCAAUGUUGGAGGAGAAUGCAUUGUCUGGUCCCAAGCUAACCAGAACUGGUGCCGUGCUAAAGUGUUAAGCAUUUACAAAGAGACUUUCCUGGUGUUGUUACUGGAGGAAGAUUCUCAAAUGGCAGUUGAUCCACAAAGCAUCUUUGAAGCCAUUCCAGAAGAGCAAACCGAGAGUUCACCUGUAGACACAGAUGCUGCCUUGUCAGAUGAUCUUACCCAAGACACUCAAGUGGAAACUGAUUUAUCGGUAGAUCCUCCAGAGUCUGUUUCAGAUGAUGAGGUUCAGCCAGAAGAGUUCCAGAGUGAUGACAAUGCAUCAUCUGACGACCAUGGGCCUGUUGAGGAACCCAGUUCCAUCAAGGUCAAACUUGAGUCUUAUGAGGUACAGGCAGAUUCAGUACCUUCACCCCAACUGGAAGAGGAUCUGCCGUGUGAAUGCCAGGCUGAUGUGGAUGCCUUAGUUGACGUAUCAGGAACAGCAGAACUGGAUGAGGACCCUAAUGAUAUCCCCGAUGCAGUGGAGCCUCUUGCUGCUGAGGAACAGAUUGAGGAGUGCCUGAUCACUUUGGACGCUCCAGGUGAAGUGGUUCCUCCUGCAGUUGAAAAGGCCCCACUGGAAGAGCCUGAGAGCACUGCAGAACAGAACCAGGAACAACAUCAAGAAACUGCUCUGCAUGCUGAUCUCCCAAGAGAAGAGGAAGAGGUUCCACUGCGGGAAAUCCAGACAGAGAGCUGUUCUUCAGCUGAAGACUCUGGGAGCACCGAGCAGAAUACAGAACCCCAAGAGAGAGUCGUUGAAUUAUUGGAAGUUUUACAUUUUUCUCCAGAUGAGAAGCAGAUAAAAGCUGAAAGUGAUGGUGACCACGAUGAUGAGCAAGGAGAUGCUGAUCAAGUGGAGAAAUCAAAUGAUAUUCCUGCUGAGCUGGAUCUAAUUGACCUGACCUCGGACACUGAAGACUCAGACACUGCUUCAGAUGAUACGGUGAAAGAUGUCAGUGAGAAUACGGAGAGGAUCAAAGCUAUAAGCCAGUCCAUGGAGGAUCUCUUAAGUGGAGUAACACACCUUAGCCUACGAACAGAGACCGCGUCUGAUGACAGCGACGACGAUGUCAUAUUCGUGUGUGCCAUGAAGAAGACUCCAUUGCCAGAAGAGUGAUGAUUGACUACAGGUGGAUGUGCUGUUCAUACAGAGAAGUUGAGUUUUCUUUAUCAGUACUCUUAGAAAUUAAUUAAUGGGCCUUUCUUUGGAUAUAGAAGAAAUCUGCAAGUUCAGUGGAUAGCUUGAUUUUUUUUUUUUUUUUUUGCAAUGGUUAAUUUUUUUUUUUUCUUUCAAUAUCUCCACAAAUAAAAGCCAUUAUGUUUUUGGCGAUGUGUUUCUAAAAAGGAUAACACUGCUGAAUUCUUGAAGAGAUAUAUCGACUUUAAUAUAGUGUUAACAUUGCUGUACAAAGGUUUGUUGUUCUUUAUCUUUAUGAUGCCAAUUUUGAAGGGUCAUAUCUCUCAGGCUUUUGACAAUGCCUUGUUCUUUGUAAAUUAAAGACAUUUUUGAAAUGUUUAA
Molecule: messenger RNA, 8076 nt
Organism: Clupea harengus (Atlantic herring)
Lineage: Eukaryota; Metazoa; Chordata; Actinopteri; Clupeiformes; Clupeidae
Gene: tdrd6a
Product: tudor domain containing 6
Exons: 18
Coding region: 673-7674 (2333 amino acids)
Source: RefSeq, a predicted model, not a curated record